CCAAACCAACUCUUGUGUAUAUUUCACACUCACUUUAACUCAUACUUAAGCAUCCCCUUCAUUUCACUACUUCACUCUGCCUUUAAUAUGAUCAAAUCCCUCAACUGAGGAAUUCAAGGCCUUAGUGCAACCAAGUAUAGGAUAGUAAUUCCCUAUCUGUUGUUUUGCUGUUGUUAGUUGAUUUACACAAAAUGGAACAGAGCCCCAAAAGAAAACACUCUAGCCUCAUCCACGAACUUAUCCAAGGUAAGGAGCUAGCAAAGCAGCUCGGUAACCUUCUGGUUUCUUCUUCUCCAGCGUCCCAUGAAACCAAUGAAUUGUUGGUUGAUAAAAUUCUCUCCUCCUAUGAGAAAGCACUCACCAUGCUGAACUGGGGGUCCAUUGUAGGAGAGGCCAAAACCACCAGUGCCACCAUGAUGGAUUCCCAUUGUUCUUUUACAAAUGGUGGGAGUCCCAAAAGUGAGGUCGUGGACCGUGAAUUAGACCACAAAGCUGUCCUCAAGAAAAGAAAGACCAUGCCUAGAUGGACGGAGCAAGUGAAGAUUUGCUCAAGAACAGGACUCGAGGGGUCUUUGGAUGAUGGAUAUAGCUGGAGGAAAUACGGGCAGAAGGAUAUUCUUGGAGCCAAGUUUCCAAGAGGAUAUUACAGAUGCACACAUAGAAAUGUUCAAGGGUGUCUGGCAACUAAACAAGUUCAAAGGUCAGAUGAAGACCCGACAACAAUUGAGGUGACCUAUAGAGGAAGACAUACGUGCACGCAAGCUAAGUAUUUGAACAAGGCAUUCCCAUCAAAUAUAAAGAAGGGUUUGGAGGAAAAUCAACUCCACAAUGAUGAAACCAAUCAGCCAAUUAAUGAGAAAAUACAACAAACCCCAGUGGGGAUUUUCGCCUUUGAAACAGAGCAUAGAGUCAAAACCGAGGAAUUGGAAAUCAAGGAAGAUAUCUUUCCAUGGUUUUCAUUUCCUUCUCAAUCAAAUGGAUCAGAAAACGAGGACGUGUUACCCGAGUCUACUUUUGAAAACCAUUUCACCGAAAGCUUUUCUCCUGCGUUCAUAUCACCAGCCACUUCAGAAUCAAACCCUUUCUGUUUGUCAGCGUGCUACUUGAACAGCACUGAACUGUUAUGUCAACAGAUACAAACCUCAGAGUCUGAUAUCACUGAGACAUUUUCAGCCCCAACUUCAGUAACCAACUCCCCAAUCCUGGAUUUGGACAUUUUGCUUCAUAAAGGGGAUUUUGACACGGAUUUCCCUUUCAACAACCCUGACUUUUUCUCUUCAUUCGAACUUCCCUGCACUUCCACUUAGAUAGUUAAAGAUUGGGUACCAACUAAGAACAGCGUAGCCAAUGCCAUAGUCUGUUCUGGAUUAACUGGUGAGUCUUAGAUCCUGGCUAUGGAAGGGUAUCAUGAGUCAUGUUGAUAAACGAAGACAAUGAAACCUCCUUGUCAUGCAAGUUUAGUAGAGUUUUCCUGUAUGUAAUGUACGUUUUUACCUAGGGUUAGUGCGUAAAUAAUUUGUAGCUGUUGUGUACUUGUGCAUUUUGUUACUUGUAAUUGGUUCCCGUGUUUAUUUGGGUUCUUCAGGCAUUGAGUUUCUGAAAUGAAUGAGUUCUAAUAUUA
Vigna radiata var. radiata (mung bean) is the source of this 1621-nucleotide messenger RNA. Its product is annotated as probable WRKY transcription factor 30. Gene Ontology annotation, biological process: regulation of DNA-templated transcription. The coding region runs from base 192 to 1307 and encodes 371 amino acids. Gene Ontology annotation, cellular component: nucleus. Gene Ontology annotation, molecular function: transcription cis-regulatory region binding; DNA-binding transcription factor activity. NCBI's taxonomy places the organism in Eukaryota, Viridiplantae, Streptophyta, Magnoliopsida, Fabales, Fabaceae. The transcript is spliced from 3 exons. The record is from RefSeq and is a predicted model, not a curated record.